Molecule: messenger RNA, 1275 nt
Organism: Penicillium vulpinum
Lineage: Eukaryota; Fungi; Ascomycota; Eurotiomycetes; Eurotiales; Aspergillaceae
Product: MFS transporter
Exons: 1
Coding region: 1-1275 (424 amino acids)
Biological process (GO): intracellular polyamine homeostasis; transmembrane transport
Molecular function (GO): polyamine transmembrane transporter activity
Source: RefSeq, a predicted model, not a curated record
AUGAUCAUCACCCUCUCAGCAUUCACAGCGCCGUUUGCCUCCUGCAUUCUUUUUCCAUCCUUCACCACCCUAGUGGACCAUUUCCAUACAACAGAGCCCAAAGUAGCUCUAACUACAACAGUCUUCCUCAUUGGUUUAGCCAUUGCGCCUUUAUGGUGGAGCUCGUUGAGCCAAGAAUAUGGACGUCGACCAGUUCUGGUUUUCAGCUUCCUCAUUUCAGCCAUUGCUGUCAUUAUCUGCGCAGUGUCAAAUUCACUGCCUCUGAUCACUGUCUUUCGAUUGAUCGAGGCGCUGGGAUGCUCAUCUGCUCAAAGUGUCGGGGCCGGUGUCAUCAGCGACAUCUAUAUCUCAACCGACCGUGGAUCUGCCUUAGGAUGGUUCUACCUCGGCACUCUAAUCGGGCCUCUAGUUGCCCCGAUUGUAGGAGGCGCUCUUCAAAUAUGGCUUGGAUGGCGAUCAAACUUAUAUUUCAUGGCUAUAUUCACAUUCUCCAUGGCGAUACUCAUCUUGUUGGCUUUGCCCGAGACCUUGGUGAAGACACCCACCGAAAAAAGUGCCGAACCAUCGCUAUCCUGGCCUGAAAAGGUUCAACGCGAUGUUGUUGCCCCAUUACCUAAACUCAAACUCCUCCUUGUUCCAUCGAUCGCACUAUCUGUAUGCUAUGUCAGCAUUUGCUUUGCAAGUCUGUACUGCUUCAACACCACUCUCCCAUACGCAUACUCCGCGCCUCCAUAUAACUUCUCCUCCAUUGAAGUUGGCCUUUGCUAUAUCAGCAAUUGUCUUGGUUAUGCAAUUGGCAGCGUUGCAGGUGGUCAGCUCAGCGAUGCGAAGUUGCGCAAGUACCAGCUUACCCAUGACGGAGAGGUCAACCCCGUGGAAAGACUCAAGACCGUGUGGUAUGGAGUUGGUUUUGUCCCGGUUGGCCUUCUCCUCUAUGGCUGGUUGGUUGAAUACCAACUUUUCUGGUUUGCACCCUUAGUAGGAGCGUUCCUCUUUGGGUUGGGACUCAUGCUUAUCACUUCAACAAUCAUGCCCUUCCUUGUUGAUGUCAGGCCUGGGGUGGGCGCUUCUGUCGUGGCUGAUUUGAACUUAGUUCGAAAUAUACUUGCGGCUAUUGGCACUAUUGUCUCGCCUAUUGCAGUGGCAAGCAUCGGGUAUGGGUGGUGGAUGACAAUUCUGGCAAUUUUUUGCUCCUUGGGAGUUACCUGUAUGGUUGUAGUUGUUUGGAGAGAGAGGGCCAUGAAGAGGGAACGUUCUCCAGAAAUACUGGCGUAG